Molecule: messenger RNA, 3093 nt
Organism: Elaeis guineensis (African oil palm)
Lineage: Eukaryota; Viridiplantae; Streptophyta; Magnoliopsida; Arecales; Arecaceae
Molecular function (GO): protein binding
Source: RefSeq, a predicted model, not a curated record
AUGAUUGUGUUCUGUUGUCUGAGAAUAAUGCAUGUCGGGUAUGUAUAUCUAUUGGAUAGCAAACAUGUCGCUGUUCUUCACCUUCGUCCUCGACCUCCCAAUCUCCCCCCAUGGCGAUUUCUGAGCUCUGGCGACCCUGCUGGCGGCGGCUGCGGAGGGGGAGGAGGUGGUGGAGCAGAGGAGCCGGUUGGGAAGCUCGGGGUUCUCCUCCAGAGCGGGCGAUUCCAGGCCUCUCUAACCCUCGCCAAAGCCCUAAUUUGCUCCCACAAAACGCUAUUCCCCUCUCCUUUCCACCUCUACCAAGCCCUCUCCCUCUCCUUCCCUUCUCCAAUCCCCUCCGCCGCCAGUCUCCUCGUCGCUGCCUGCGCCCACCUCAAAUUGCCCGACGACGGCCUCCAUCUCGUCUCACACGUCGCCGAGAGCCACCACCCCUUCCCCUCUCUCACCUCCUGUAAUCUUCUUCUCGAAACCGUCGUUUCUCUGGGAAGAUACUCCGAUGCCCAAUCCCUCUUCUCCCAGAUCGUGGCCUCCGGGACUAGUCCCGAUACUUUCACCUAUAACAAGCUUAUACAAUCGAAGGUCAAAUCGGGCGAUCUCAAUGGAGCAUUGGCAUUGUUGGAGCAGAUGGAGAGGAAACAUCAGCUAAAGCCCAACGCUUUCACAUACAAUGUCUUGAUCUCUGGUAUGUGGAAGGAGCGUCGAGGGAAGGAUGCCGUCAAGCUGUUUGACGAAAUGCUUGAGAGAAGAAUUUCACCGACCCGAGUCACGUAUAACACUAUGGUCGAUGGAUACUGCAAAGCUGGAAAUUUGGAUGCUGCUUUUGGUUUUCGUGACCAAAUGUUGAAUGCAGGAUUCAAGCUGAACAUGAUAACCUGCAAUGCUUUGAUUUCUGGGCUCUGUCUUGCCGACCGUAUGGAGGAGUGCAGAAAGGUGUUGGAAGAGAUGGAGGCAAAUGGGCUCGUGCCGGAUGGGUUUACUCAUAGUAUUUUAUUCAACGAGCAUGCAAAGUGUGGGAGUUCAGAAGCCUCUCUGGCGCUCUCUGAAGAAAUAGCAGGGAAAGGUGUCAAGAUAGGGGACUACACAUGUAGCAUUCUAUUGAAUAGGCUUUGCAAGGAUGGGAAGGUUUCAAAGGCAGAAGAGAUCUUGGAGAGGCUGGUGGAGAAGGGGAUGGUUCCAACAACGGUGAUAUACAAUACCAUUGUCGAUGGACACUGUCGGGUUGGCAACCUGGAGGCAGCAUUCUCAGUGGUGAGGAGGAUGGAAUUGCAUGGACUGAAAACAAAUUGUAUAACUUACAAUUCACUCGUGAAUGGGUUGUGUAAAUUGCAGAGGACGGCUGAGGCGGAGGAAUUGGUGAUGGAGAUGGGAAAGAAUGGAGUGUCCCCAAGUGUGGAGACGUACAAUAUCCUCAUUGAUGCCUAUGGACGGGCUGGCCGGUUCGAGAGGUGUUUAGAAAUUCUUGAUGAGAUGCAAGAGAAGAUGGGGCUUAAGCCAAACGUGGUAUCUUAUGGCUCUCUCGUGAAUCGCUUGUGCAAGAAGGGAAAGGUCCUUGAAGCAGAAGCGAUCUUCCAUGACAUGGCAAAUAGAGAAAUUUCACCCAAUGUGCAGGUCUAUAACAUGCUUAUCGAUGCAUAUUGUGCGGUAGGUAGGAUCCAGAAAGCUCGUACGCUGAUUGAGGACAUGAAGAGAAGAGGGACCUCUCCGAGUAUCGUAACUUAUAAUGCUCUCAUAAAAGGUCUCUGUAAAGAAGGGCGUAUAUCUGAAGCUGAAGAACUGAUACUUUGUUUAGAUGAUGAAGAUCUAAUGCCAGAUGUAGUUACGUGCAAUAUAAUGAUCUCUGCGCACUGCAAUAUUGGCGAUACGCAUAGAGCUUUGGAGGUAUAUGAAGAGAUGGAGAAGUUAGGAAUCAAACCAACUCCAAUCACAUAUCAUGCAUUAAUAAGCGCAGUGUGUAAUGAAGGAAGGAUGGAAGAAGUUGAUAAGUUACAUCAACAGAUGUUGCAGAGGAAUAUGGCUCCUAAUAGGGGCAUUUAUAACUUACUUUUACAUGGGUAUGCAAAAUGUGGAGAUGAAUGCAAGGUUCUUUCUUUACAGAAGGAGAUGGCAGAGAGGGGCAUAUUAGCUGAAGAGAUGACCAAAAAUAAUUUGGUAAUGGAUUAAUUUGCAGUUCAGAUGUGAGUGGCAUCUUGCUCGAUAUAGAAAUGGAAACUUAAACCAUCAGUGUUGCUGGUAAUUUGCUGUUCGAAGGGGGAUCCGAAGCUACAUGAUGGCCUUCAAGACCUUCUCCCUUUUUAUGGUUGCUUGCCAAAUUAUAAGAUGGACAGAAAAACAAAGAAAUAAAAACAGUGAAGCCGCCUUGUAAAGGAGUUAAGUAUGCUGUGUAUGGAAGAACCGUAAAUUAAAAGAGAAAAGAGAGCACGAAUCUUUUACUCAUGACCAAGCAAUAAACUGGAUGCUUGGUAAGGGAUCCAAGCAGAAAAGGAAAUGCAAACAGAGAACAAGAAUACAAGGGAACAGAAACAGCGGCAAAGUGCUGUAAUUCUUUUACACGGUGAAAGGCGUCUCUUCUAUAGACAGCUGCUGAAUACUACUUUCCUGUGAACUGAGGACACUUGAAUAAUAGUUGAAUGGACCUGGGAGCUCCUUUUGGUUGAAACUAAAUGCCGACGUACGGGACUUCCUGAUUUUAUAGUGGAGAUAUGCUUCCAACUCUGCAUAUCAUUCUUCAGAUUAUGUUUGAAAUGUUGGUUAAAUAAUAAUAAUAAUAAUAAUAAUAAUAACAAUAAUAAUAAUAAUAAUAAUAAUAAGAGCAUGACCUAUGGUAGACCUAUUCUACGUUUUACUCCAUUAUAUGGGAAUCAGGGUACUGAUAACUAAUGCCUUUUAUGGGGUUAGAUAAGUAAAAUCUUCUUGUAAUCUCUUUGAACUUUGAAUUCUGUUCCUCUGAGUCUUAUACUUGCUGGGGUUAUUUAUUUCUGGUUAUCUUUGUUGCGUUUGCAUAUUUGGAGCAAAUGCAUAAAUCAUUAAAUUGUGAUUAGCAUCUUUCUUUUUCUUAUCAUCCUUUAUUGUACUGUACCAAACAAUGAAAUUUGA